AUGCUAGGUUCAAGUCUUCAAUGAAACAACCUGUUUGGAUAAUGUGAUAUUUUAUAUUUUGCCAAUCUGCUGCUGCACAUGUUGUGUAUUUUGUGGAAUUGCUUUAGUGCGACUCUGGGGGAAAAUGUUGUAAUUUCCCGGGUCUUCUCAUUUAAUUUUUUCGGGAAAUGUGAAGGUUGGUCCCGGGACAGUCCCGGGAUCCUGGUUACCCGUGUUAAUCCCUGGAUUAUGGUGCCAUUUGGGAAGCAUGUUAAAUGUGACCUCUGCUUCUCCCCUCCCAGUCAUCCCUGGACCGACGGGAGCGAUAACGUCCUUCACCACCCGGGUCGAGCGAGAGAGGGAGAAGAGGGAGGGGUUGCUGAAGUCCGAGGAGGAAAGGAAGAAGAUGGAGGAUUUCAAUAAGCAGUGGAGAGCGCAGUCCCUGCUUACAAAACAGACUCAACAGACAAUUAAAGAGGAGAGGGAGAGGAUGAAGGAACAGUUCAUGAAAGAACAGGAGGAGAAAUGA
Messenger RNA from Coregonus sp. 'balchen', 508 nucleotides. Lineage: Eukaryota; Metazoa; Chordata; Actinopteri; Salmoniformes; Salmonidae. The record is from the annotation of a GenBank genome assembly.